AUGUCUCUCCCUUGCUGCGCCCACGGUGCUCCCAGGCAGCACACCCAGCAGCGCAUGCACCCAGGGGUGCAGGCACGCAGGGGAGAGGGCCAUGAGGAGCGAUGGGACGCAGCACAACACACCCAAACCUCCUCACCUUCCACUCCAGCAUCAGCUCUCGGUGUCUCUCCCUUGCCGCACCCACGGUGCUCCCAGGCAGCACACCCAGCAGUGCAUGCACCCAGGGGUGCAGGCACGCAGGGGAGAGGGCCAGGAGGAGAGAAGGGAGGGCCCCUAGCUUCGCUCCUGCCUGCUCGUUCGCCCCGUAUGCCCGUGCCAGGGAGGCAGUGUGCGGUGCAGCAGUGUGUGCGGCAGGAGCAGCAUAUGGAGAAUGGAACGGUGCAUGCCUUGAAGGAAGGAGUGGAGAUGGGUGGAGCGGUGGAACAUGGGAGUGAGAGCACUCCUCAAACCAGCCCAGUGGUUACCCCUAAAAACAGGGAGAGGGAAGUGAUGGGUAGAGAAGUGGAGGGUAGGGAAGUGAAGGAGAAGGGAUGGCGAUGGUGCAAGCAAGGGGAUGAGGGACGGAAGGGACACGCACCGAGCAAACAGCAGCCCCCGGCCAGGGGUGCGGCUGGCAGUGGGGGGUAUGGGGCCAUGGUGAGAGGCAGUGGCGAUUCAGUUUGGAGUGAACCCACAUCAGUUGUGCAAGGGGAUGGGGAAUGUGAGGGACACGCACCGAGCAAACAGCAGCCCCCGGCCAGUGGUGGGGCUCGCAGUGGGGGGUAUGGGGCCAUGGUGAGAGGCAGCGGCGAUUCAGUUUGGAGUGAACCCGCAGCAGUUGGGGAUGGGGAUGGGGAAUGUGAGGGACACGCACCGAGCAAACAGCAGGCCCCCGCCAGUGGUGGGGCUCGCAGUGGGGGGUAUGUGGCCAUGGUGAGAGGCAGUGGCGAUUCACUUUGGAGUGAACCCACAGCAGUUGGGGAUGGGGAUGGGGAAUGUGAGGGACACGCACCGAGCAAACAGCAGCCCCCGGCCAGUGGUGGGGCUCGCAGUGGGGGGUAUGGGGCCUUGGUGAGAGGCAGUGGCGAUUCAGUUUGGAGUGAACCCACAUCAGUUGUGCAAGGGGAUGGGGAAUGUGAGGGACACGCACCGAGCAAACAGCAGCCCCCGGCCAGUGGUGGGGCUCGCAGUGGGGGGUAUGGGGCCAUGGUGAGAGGCAGCGGCGAUUCAGUUUGGAGUGAACCCGCAGCAGUUGGGGAUGGGGAUGGGGAAUGUGAGGGACACGCACCGAGCAAACAGCAGGCCCCCGCCAGUGGUGGGGCUCGCAGUGGGGGGUAUGUGGCCAUGGUGAGAGGCAGUGGCGAUUCACUUUGGAGUGAACCCACAGCAGUUGGGGAUGGGGAUGGGGAAUGUGAGGGACACGCACCGAGCAAACAGCAGCCCCCGGCCAGUGGUGGGGCUGGCAGUGGGAGGUAUGGGGCGGUCAUGGAAUGUCUUGAAGUGACGGAGCAGAACCUCUUUCACUAG
Messenger RNA from Closterium sp. Naga37s-1, 1506 nucleotides. The record is from the annotation of a GenBank genome assembly. NCBI's taxonomy places the organism in Eukaryota, Viridiplantae, Streptophyta, Zygnematophyceae, Desmidiales, Closteriaceae.